Molecule: messenger RNA, 3180 nt
Organism: Struthio camelus australis
Lineage: Eukaryota; Metazoa; Chordata; Aves; Struthioniformes; Struthionidae
Source: RefSeq, a predicted model, not a curated record
AGAAGGUUGCUAAUGAUUUUUCAGCUCAGGAACUCAUUAGCCACAGUUGUGUUUGUGUGUCAUACCUUUCGGUGGAUAUUUUUUUCCUUUAAUUUGUCCUUUUUUUCAUUUGGAGUCCACAUCAGCUAUUGGUAUCUACAGCAUCCUGCAGCAAGCAGUUCCACAGAGCACGAAAGCGAUGAUGAUUCUUACGAAGUGUUGGAUUUAACAGAAUAUGCCAGGCGUCACCAUUGGUGGAAUCGUGUUUUUGGCCGGAAUUCGGGACCAAUUGUAGAAAAAUAUUCUGUAGCUACACAGAUUGUAAUGGGCGGAGUCACUGGCUGGUGUGCGGGAUUUUUGUUCCAGAAAGUCGGAAAGCUUGCAGCAACUGCAGUAGGUGGUGGCUUUCUUCUGCUUCAAAUUGCUAGUCACAGUGGAUAUGUACAAGUUGAUUGGAAGCGAGUCGAAAAAGAUGUAAACAAAGCAAAAAAACAGCUGAAAAAGCGUGCAAACAAGGCAGCCCCUGAAAUCAAUACUCUAAUUGAAGAGUCCACAGAAUUUAUCAAACAGAACAUCGUCGUGUCCAGUGGAUUUGUUGGAGGCUUUUUGUUAGGCCUUGCAUCUUAAGGACCUGAAUUGUCUCCUCCUGAUGGCUUUGAUGUCAGCAAAGAACAGUUGGAGUGACACACUGCCUUAAAGCAGUGUGGCUCACUGGGCCCUGCAGUACAAGACAAAUGGACUAGCUAGACAGUUUGGAAGCUUUUACAUUUUACGCUUUUGCCUUUUGAAGCUUGGCGAAACUAGGAUUUGCUGAAGAAACUGUGCCGUGUGCUCAUUAUAGCAUUUCUGGGCAAAACUGUUUCAUCUUCAUCAUGACUCUUUUUAUCUAUGACCAUUCAAGAUCUAGCAUUUUUCAAAUGUCAUUCUUGGAAUAUAGAUAAGUAACCAUAUUAUAAGAAGGAAAGCUCCAUUUCUAUGUUUCUUCAAUUAAAUGUUUAUUUUAAAAGUAUUUUCAUGCUGUAGUAUAUAAUAUCAAUGACUGCAUAAUGUAUAUGAUAUUGUAGUUUCAGCCUCGUGGCUGACCACGUUCCUUAGAAGUCACUGCAAUAACCUAUAAAUCUGUAAUACCUUUUUACAGAGUAUUAAAUAAUGAAGAAUCAUGAGCUCAUUAAAGGCGAAAAUCCACUUUAACUCUGGCCUUUGUAUACGUUUGAGAAUAAGAGUCUAAUUUUUAUAACAUUCAGGCAUGGGGUAGAGGUAUUUGCCAAGAUAUUUGUGAUAUUUGAAUGCUAAGUAGAUGUAUGUAUGCUAUUUUUCCCAAGUUUGUAGUCAGGCUUAAACUCAUUGGUACAGCUGUAGUAAACCGAUAUCUAUUGCAAAUGCAGAUUCCACAAUGAUUUGAUGCUUAAUUAUUUUACACUUGGUAAUUCGUGGAGGACGUUUCAGACUUCAGCAGAUGGUAAAAUGAAGUGCUGAGGUUUGAGUACGUUGCAAGCGCUAGUACUUUGUAGCGCUUCAUAGCACGUCAGUACAACGUACCUUACAUGAACUGAAGGCUGCUCUUGCAAUCCAUUUUAGCUAGAAAUUAUAUUCACCUUAGUGUUCUACUUCUGCCAAAAGUAGGUACAGUUCUUUUACGAUUGUCACUUAAUUUGGCUUACAUUGUCCACGGUGUCAGCUCUGAGACGCUAGGAUAUAGAUUGGCUUCAGCUAGCUUAUUGGAAGAAUGUCUAUUUCCUCUGAAACCUGGGAAAGAAAACGGAACUUAAUCUGGUCUGUUUGCUGCCUGUCUUUUGACAGAUCAAAGCAGGAAGCAGAUUCUAAAGGAGAUGGGAGCCAUAACUCUGGAUAGGCUAGAAAAUUUGAAGUAGACUUUUCAGGUCAUUUUAGUCAUUUGUUACUAGAUUAUCCAAAAGAUGCUGGGAAUCCAAAAAAUGUUCCAUGCAUACCUCUCCCUUUCAAACUUGUGAACCUUUUAGAAACAGAAUCCUCCUACCCAAGAAAAUGUGAUGUUUGCUGUCUCCUGAUUUCUCUGUUUCUUACUGUACAAGUAAGCUAAUGUGGGACCGAGUCUGUCUCGUGCAGGUUGUCUUCAGUGCUUGUUCCCUUGUACAUUUGGUACUAAUGAAUCACUAUUGCUAUUUGGACAUGAACAUUUGUUGUACAGGACAUCUGAUGAAUGUCCAUCAGAUGGACUCUACAGGAGAGGCAUUUGGCAGAGUGGCCUAGUAUAUAUUUAGAUCAGUGCAUACGUGGACUUCAGGCCUGGAUUGUACGUUAACUUCAUAUGCAUGCUUCCGGCCAAGUCGAAUAAGUCAUGAAGCACGUCAUACAUACCUGCAAGGUUUAAGGGUUUAGUUAAGACAAACCUGCUUAAGAUUUUUGAUAUCUGAACUUUAAAAAUAACAAGGAGCAUGAAUGUCCGCAAAUAACAUGUUAUCAUCCUAAACAUGUUUUUUGAAAAGUAAAUAUCUAAAGCUAUGUAAACACAAUUGUAGUGUACUGGAAGUGGGAAGUCUAUGGAGGAAUGUGCAUGCUGGCUCAUCUGGGAUUGAAGAAAAGAAAUAUGAAAAUGUUAUUGUAGUAUUCAGGGCGAAGGAUAUUGAGAAGCUAACCGCCGCCAUGCUGUUUGCUGCUGAUGAAGAUGAAACUAAUGGAUUUUGAUCAAAAGUGUUACUGAAGACAACUCAGAGUUUAAAGCAGUAAGUCACCUGACCUGGCUGGAAGGAACUCAGGCAUUCAGGGGGGUUGUAAGAAUGAAAUGAACACCAUACUACCGUGAACCUGCAUACAUUUUAAAAAGGGCCCUCUCUGUGAAAGGAAUUCAAGGAAGCAUAUUGUCAUGUGUUUUCUAAAAGCUGUUGAAAUUACCUAGGAAUAAGCUUCAUAGUUAGAAUUAAAACAAAACAAAACAAACCUGAUUUAUAAUAGUCUGCAAGCCCCAUUUCUGUGGAAGAAAGUUCCUCUGCAAUUCCGUUACCAUUAUCUAAGAUUUGCAAUAAGAUGGUGAAAAAUGAACUGAUUAAGCUAAAUAUAUAUGUUAAAGCCAUUAGGAUAAGAAGAAUAAUGUUAUGGUAGAUCUAAAAAUAGCCAAGAGGCAAAAAGUAAAGGUAAGGAGAAACGGUAUAAUUGAAAAGGUGAGCAUUGGUGGUUUGUAUUAGGAUUGGCUUUAUGUAACGCAUUAAAGAUUUGAGAAAAUGA